Pyrus x bretschneideri (Chinese white pear) is the source of this 2240-nucleotide messenger RNA. RefSeq lists its product as uncharacterized. Lineage: Eukaryota; Viridiplantae; Streptophyta; Magnoliopsida; Rosales; Rosaceae. The record is from RefSeq and is a predicted model, not a curated record. The transcript is spliced from 4 exons. Bases 62 to 1519 code for a protein of 485 amino acids.
UGAAUUUGUGAGAUUUGGGAAUUUAGGGUUUGUGGAGUUUCCUUCGAAAUUGGGGGAAACGAUGAACGAUCAGUCACAGCUGAUGAAUCAAGCGCCACCGAUGAUGAGUUUGAGCCAAGCUCAAGUGAUCAGCCAGCCGCCCCCGCAGAUGAUGAGUCAGACGCUGCAGCAGAUGAUGGCGCCGUCUUCUCAAUCCGUGGCGGUUCAGCAGCAACAGCAGCAGCAGCAAUCUCAGUUGAUGAUGAUGAACAGUCAGUCUCAGCCUAUGAUGAUGAAUCGGAACUACAAGGCUUGGCCUCAGCCGCAGCCUCAGUUCGCCGCCCAAAAGCCGCCGCCGUCGAAUGUUGGACGCAACAAUUGGAAGGGAAAGAAAGGCGGAGAUAAGAGGAGAAUGGACAAGAAUGUCCCCAAUUUGCCAUUGAGUGGUCAGACAAGCGGAGGAGGAGGAGGAUACAUACCCCCGACGCUUCAUGAGUUACAGUCUCAGAAUCGAAUGAAAGCCCGGAAAUUUUAUCCGAAAAAGAAGUUUAACAAUAGGUUUGCGCCUUACGCCCCAAGGAACACGACAUCGUAUAUUAUUCGUGCGAAGAAGGCCGGCGGUAUAGCCUCACUAGUUUCGCCUUAUCCGGUGACUCCGGCUGUUCUGCCCACACCCAUGUUCUCGCCUUCACGGGAAGUCUUGGGGGAUAUGGCGAAAGAGGAGUGGGGUGUUGAUGGGUAUGGGUCGAUGAAAGGGUUGAUUCGGCUUCGGUCGCCUGGAAAUGAUGAUGAUGAGGGUGGUGGUGGAUCGAGCGAGAGUGAUGUGGAGGAGCAUGUGGAGGUGGAGAGGAGGUUGGACCAUGAUUUGAGUAGGUUUGAGAUGGUGUACCCGAAUUACAGUGGGGUUGAGUAUAACAAUGCUUUGGAGAAUAGAGUGGAUGAUCAGGAUACGCAUAUAGCUCAAUUGGAGGAGGAGAAUCUGACAUUGAAGGAGAGGCUUUUCUUGAUGGAGAGGGAGUUGGCAGAUUUGAGGAGGCGGAUGCAGUUCAUUGAGAGGAGGUGCCAUGUGAUGGGGGAGGUCAAUGAAGAGGUGGUGGAAAAUGCAUUUGAAAAUGAUAGUGAUGGAGGGUCGGACGCGCCCCAUAUGGGUAUGGAGGGUGAGAACAAUCCUGAGAUGGUAGAUUAUGUGUUGAGAGAUGGAGGAAGUAGAAGUGUUGGUGCAUUGGCCGAGAAUGAAAGUGUUAGGGAUGUUGAUGUAGGUAUGGAAGAAUAUGUACCCAAAGAAAUGAUUCUAAAGGAAAAUGAGGUGAAAGAUGAAACAAGAAAUGAGUUUGUAGGUAACGAAGAGAUUGAGGAAUUUAAGAGCGAGCUUACUCCAGAAAAAGAAAUUGGAAAUAAAAAUGAGCUUGAAGAUAAGAUGGUGAAAGAUGAAGUUGAGAUCAAGAAUGAGACUGAGAUAAUGCAGGGUGAGAUGAAUGCAAAGAAGGAUGAGGAAAUGGGAAUUACGUGCCUGGAAAAGAGCAUUGGCGACGGUGACUGAUCUGUCCCGCGUUAAUUUUGAAAUCUCUAGCAUCUUCGAAGAAGGCAUAUGUGCACUUUUGCCAAUUUUGGGAAGCAUUGAUGCCGAAAACCAAUACAAGUGGACGUCUGCUAGAGAAAAGGCUUGAUUGUUAGUUUUGAUAAAGCUGCUUUAUUGCUGUUCUUUUCAGUGCAUGCAUUACUUCGAAAUCAACAGUGCUGCUCAUUCAGGCAAUGUUCUGCAAAUGGUUCUAAUGUACGAGAGGAUGGCUUCUCUGAGCAAUGCUCUUCGUUACUUAAAACAUCUUUGAGGGUACAGGAACAAUAGCUUCAGGAAGCUGAUGGAAUUGCUUACGGUGAAAUAAUGGUCUGGUGAAAGCUCGUGGAAUUGCUUACGGCGAAAUAACGGUCUGUUGUGAAAGAUGUUCUGCUCCUUGUGUCACCGGCAACAUUGUUUUCUUGAUGCACGCUAUGUUUGGUGGGAGUGCAAAUGUGAAGCUCAAAUGGACUGACUGCCUUGCAUCCACACAUCAAAGCUGUCUUUGGUUCGGUCGAAAACUCCUUGGAGCGGCUCUUCUCAGCCUCAGUAGAUUUCCCGGUGGUUCAUUUUCUUAGUUUUUACAUUCCCAUGCCUCCACGUCAAUAACGUUUAUUAGGACUAAACCAGAAAAUGUAAUGUAGUUGUACUGUUUGCCAGAAAAUUACAGGUUAUAAUGUCAAGAAUUCGUCUUUUGUUCUUCGUA